Messenger RNA from Oncorhynchus mykiss (rainbow trout), 3106 nucleotides. The record is from RefSeq and is a predicted model, not a curated record. Lineage: Eukaryota; Metazoa; Chordata; Actinopteri; Salmoniformes; Salmonidae.
GGAACUCGGGGAUAAAAAACGAGCUCCGAGACCGUAUUUAGUUUAUGUCAGGGACCAUAAACUAGAUAUCGUUCCUUUAACAUAUCAUAUUGAUGAUGAUUUGGAAUGGGACAAUUUUACUCUAACCUACUUAUUUUCAACAGUACAGUCCAAAAUAUAUUUAUAACUAACCCAAGAUAGUUAAUCUGUGUCGUUUUCAGUGGGAGAAAAUGAAGCAUAGUGGGCAGAACAGGGCAGAGCCAAGCACGAGCUAGCGAGAUCCUAUUGGCACGUUGUAACAUUUAUUUGCAUAUUUCCGUUAGGGAACGCCUCCUCUGUGAAAUGCGCGUGUGCAGAAUCUCAUUUAGACCUAGUACUCUUUCUUAACAGCGCCCUUUUUUCUUUUUUUUCUUCUUUUAAAAAAAAACUUUGUCAAAGAGUCAAAUCUGUAAAAUAUAGUGCACUGUGUUCGUAACAGAUUCUAGUUUUUGGAACAGAAAAAUGUAUUGAGAUCAGAUGUUUCAUCAAUGAGAAAAUUAGAAGAAUGUCGGCCCAGUUCCAGCCAGUUCCAUCCUCUCCCACUACCCGCGACUGGACUUCCUCUCACCACCAUAUUUGGGGGGUGAGAAAACGUUCUAAACGGAUGCUUCGACUUUAUAGCUCCUGUGACGUAUCUGAGUUACCCCUUCUGUCUGUGGUACGGUUGACAGAGAUGAGGUAAGGGGGGCAGGGGAUGUCUAUGAGGGGGCAUACAGGAGGAGAAGGAAACGUGCCACAUCGAUAAAGGUCACAGGUGUGUGAUAGUGAAGGGGGGCUGGACUGCGUGGGAAACUCAGCUUCUAUUCCCAUCCCAGCUCACAGACAUCAUACCUAGCCAGCAGUCAGCUCACAGACAUCAGACAUAGCUUACAGUCAGCUCACAGACAUCAGACCUAGCCAGCAGUCAGCUCACAGAGAGACAGAACAAAUGUGGUUGUAUUUAGUCAUCUUUGGAUGUCUGUCACUGUGUGUCCCUGCUCCAACGGUGGAGCAGGGAAGGAGUUGUGUGUUCCUGACCAGUUCCCGUAACUCCAAGAACAUGGAGGAGGGUCGCGUUAACGGUACAAUCCAGUACUGUGCCCACGCUAACUGCUGUGUCGGCUUCUUUCGUAUUAUCGAGGGCCAGCCAGUGGCAGAACUACAAGGUUGCAAAAUGGUAGUCGGUGGCUGCCUAGAUUCUACCUGCUUUACAUCAACCACCCAUUUAGACUACAUCAGAUGUGAGUGCAGCUCAAACCUCUGUAAUGGCAACAUCACGUGGAACCCAGAAGAGAAGCAACCUCAACUCAAACACUCAUCUCACUCUGCAGACAUGGUCACGGCCACUGUGGUUGUCCUUGGGAUGUUACUGUGUACCCUAGUGGUGGCAGUUAAAUGCAGACAUCGUUUCAGAGGUUACGAUGACAAGCAGCAUCUAUCUCUGCCAGAGGAAUCUCUGACCUCACUGUGCUCAUGCCACAUAUCAAAACAGUCUGAUAUGGACCUGACCAGCCUGGAACUACAACAGGAAAGUAUUUACAUUGUGGGUAGUGGUCACUUUGCGUCGGUGUGGCAGGGAAGCUACCAAGGGACUACGGUGGCUGUGAAGGUGUUCCCCACCUGGUGCAGACAGGAGUUCACAGUGGAGAGGGAAGUGUACGGACUACCACACCUGGUGCAUGCUGGGAUUGCUCACUUCCUGGGAGCUGGCAGGAAGUCAGAUAGCGGAGACUGUGUCCUGCUCCUGGAGCUAGCCACAUGCGGCUCUCUCAGCUCCUUCCUGUCCAAGAACAGCAGUGACUGGACGACAACACUGAAGCUGGCCCAGUCUCUGUCUGAGGGACUGGCUUACCUCCAUUCUGACUUCUACAGGCAUGGGGUGCACAAGCCAGCGGUGGCCCACAGAGAUCUCAGUAGUAACAACGUGCUAGUGAGGGACGAUGGUACCUGUGUCCUGUGUGACUUUGGCUCUUCCACCAUCCUGCGCUCAUGCGCCGGUCCACACAGCUGGCAGCGCUACAUGGUUAACGUACAGAGCCAGGUGGGGACGUUGUGCUAUAUGGCCCCCGAGCUCCUGGAUGGCUGUGUGAACCUGAGCAGUGGCUGGUGUCUCAUACAGGGAGACGUCUACUCCUUAGGAACGCUGCUUUGGGAGAUGCUGAUGCGCUGCUCAGACCUUUUCAUAGGCUGCCCAGUGCCAGAACACAGACUGCCUUAUGAAGAGGAGCUAGGGGCCAGUCCUUCUUUAGAGCAGCUCAUAGUCCAUGUAUCUGAGAGAAGGGAACGUCCUUCAGUACCCAAACACUGGCAACAGGGCUUGCAUGACAUUCUGUUGGACAGUUGGGACCAUGACUCAGAUGCCAGACUGACAGCCCAGUGUGCCAGGGACAGACUAGUGUCUCUACCCCCCUGUUGCUCCAUAUGAGAUAUAGAUAUAUAUAUAUAUAUAUAAUAUUUUGGGUUAUGUAAUUAUUCCUUAGUCCAGGACCAGACUGACAGCUCAGUGUGCCAGUCUCUACUCUCAUGUUGACGUGUGUGUGGUAUUCUAUUGUAUUAUAUUCUAUACUAUUCUACAAUAUUCUCUAUAAUAUUCCAUUCUAUAAUAUUAUAUUCUAUACUAUUCAAUUCUAUAAUAUUCCAUUCUAUAAUAUUCUAUUCUAUACUAUUCAAUUCUAUAAUAUUCCAUUCUAUACUUAGUCACCUCAUUAUUGUCACUGUCACAGUUGGAAUAGAUGUGUCUGCUUGCUAUUUCAUUGACUUACACAUUUCCUACAUCUGUUUGGUUUAUUUUACCUAAUGUUUGUGCAUGCAGAAAGUGUACUGUAGUGAAACUCUAUUGGGCUCUUGCUAAAGACUUGUUGGACAUUUGUUGUAGAAUCCUAUAAACCUAGUGGUAAACCGCACAGCAGAAUCAGACGUUAGGUUGCUAAGGUACGACUGAGGUCAAAGCUGCUUUUAAAUCUACAUUUUAUGUUGGAUCACAGUAAUAUUCUCUGACAUUUUUUAUGUUGAUAUUUGUACGGUGGAGGACAGAAACGUGAUUGGAUUAUCUUUACUGAUUUUGUGCAGAAGGCUUGAAUAAAGCUUAUGGUGAUGAACAUCAUAGGCA